This is a messenger RNA of Blepharisma stoltei, 1194 nucleotides long. The record is from the annotation of a GenBank genome assembly. Lineage: Eukaryota; Ciliophora; Heterotrichea; Heterotrichida; Blepharismidae.
AUGGUUGAAAGCUCUACAAGAAAUAUCAAUAUUGCCCAGCCUAAAGAUCCAACACGCUUGAAAUUAAUAAUAUUAGGAGAGCCCGCAGUAGGCAAAUCAUCAAUAAUUAGAAAAUGAGUGAUGGAUACAUUUGACACAAAAUAUGAAGCUACAAUAGGAGUCGAUUUUUUUGCAAAGGACAUGAGAGGAAUAGUAAUGUGCUUGUGAGAUCUAUCAGGCCAUCCAGAGUUUUUCGAGGUUAGGAAUGAAUUUUAUAAGUUAAGUUAAGUUAAAUAAAAAGGUUAUGCAGGCCAUAAGCAGGUAAUCACUAGCCGUUACCCAUAUUUGAUCUAAAAGGCUACCCUUAUGGAUUUUCUCCAUUAGCCAUCUAUCCAAGGGAUCGACUCCCUAUAAGAAGAGCUAUUAUCUGUGAGGUGCCCCAAUAGUCUAAUGAGAAGAGACCAUGUGAUAGGCAAAACCUGUCUAGCCGAGUUUAGAGACAGGAAAACCUUCGGGGAAGAAAAAACUCCCCUUUUCGGCAAAGCUUCCCCAGCCUGAGGAUCUACUCAAAAAGUGGCACAGGCACUAUUUCAACUUCAGAAUGGUCCAUCUGAUCCAUAUGGAGAGCACCUAGAGUUCAAUUUCCGUCAAUGCUACCAUUUAAUUUCUAUGAAUAUUAUAAGGAUUGCCAUGGAAUUUUAUUAGUUUAUGACAUAACAUCAAGGAGAACUUUUGACAGCCUUGACAUGUGACUCAGAGAAGCAAAUAGGUAUGGAGCAAACAACGUUUAUCUAGCAAUUUGUGGAAAUAAAGCAGACUUGAAUAAUAAAAGAGCAAUACCUAGAAACGAAGCAGAAAGUUGGGCCGAUUCAAGAAGAUUUGACUAUUUUGAAGUUUCAGCUGCAAGUGGUCAAAAUGUUUCUGAUAUGUUUGAAUCAAUAAAAGGAAAGCUAACUCCCUCCCAAUAAUAAGCAAAUUCUUGCUUAUUCAAGGGGGUUUACUAAAAAAUUUCAAAUAGAUUAAUAGACCGAAAUUUGCUUAUUAUAGGGGAUUUUCAGAUAAAUUAUCAAAAAUGUAAUUUUGAGCAUUUCAUCCCAGUAAUAAUAAGGAAGUUUCAAUCUAUUCAUAUAUAGAAUUUACUAUUUGAAAAUUUUGUAGUAAACCCCCACGAAUAAGUAAGAAUUUGUUUAUUACUGGGGUGGAUUAAGAGCAUAA